Messenger RNA from Lacerta agilis (Sand lizard), 2573 nucleotides. It is a transcript of the gene EDEM1, whose product is annotated as ER degradation enhancing alpha-mannosidase like protein 1. Gene Ontology annotation, molecular function: calcium ion binding; mannosyl-oligosaccharide 1,2-alpha-mannosidase activity. The record is from RefSeq and is a predicted model, not a curated record. Gene Ontology annotation, biological process: mannose trimming involved in glycoprotein ERAD pathway; carbohydrate metabolic process; endoplasmic reticulum mannose trimming. Bases 224 to 2188 code for a protein of 654 amino acids. Gene Ontology annotation, cellular component: membrane; endoplasmic reticulum. Lineage: Eukaryota; Metazoa; Chordata; Lepidosauria; Squamata; Lacertidae. The transcript has 12 exons.
CACACCCGUCGGCCCCUUAAAGGAGACGUGUUAUUGUUUCGGCCAAGGAUACGUGGGAAGGAGGAGGAGGAGGAGUCUGAGGGGCGGGGAGGCCGGGCGCUUCCCCCCUCCGCGGUCCCCUCCUCCGACAGGCGCGGAGCUUCCGCUUGAAGUAUGCGCGUGAAAGGGGCGCGCGGUGGCCGCCGUGGUGCUACCGCCGCCGCCGCUUCUGACGGCUCCGAACAUGCAAUGGCGGUCGCUGGUCCUAGCGCUGGUGGCGCUGAAGCUGGCCGGGCACGCGCUCUUGUGGCUGGCGGGCCCCAGCCUGGGCUUCUACCACCAGCGGCUGCGGGGCUUCUCCUGCAGCCCGGCGGAGGGAAGGAGAGGAGGAGGAGGAGGAGGAGGAGGAGGAGGCGGCAGUGGCGGAGCCGGAGCCUUCCCGCUCUCGGACGCGCGCUGCUUCGACGCCGGCAUGGUCGCCCCGCACUGGGCCUCCUUCUUGGGCAAGGCUUGGGGGACCGGUAGCGGCGCCUCCUCCUCCUCGUCGUCUCCCCCCAGGAGGGUCGUCGGUGUUGGCGGCGGCGGCGACGAGUACGAGCAGCGCUACAGCCGCGCCUUCCCCCCGCAGCUCCGCGCCCAGCUCCGCGACGCCGCCCGUGGCAUGUUCGCCUUCGGCUACGACAACUACAUGGCGCACGCUUUCCCCCAGGACGAGCUGAACCCCAUCGAGUGCAGCGGGAGGGGGCCCGACCGAGCCGACCCUUCAAAUCUGAAUAUCAAUGAUGUCCUGGGAAACUACUCGCUUACUCUGAUUGAUGCAUUGGAUACCCUAGCAGUAAUGGGAAACUCUUCAGAGUUCCAGAAAGCGGUGAAACUAGUGAUAGACACAGUAUCGUUUGACACAGAUUCAACCGUCCAAGUUUUUGAAGCAACAAUUAGGGUUUUGGGAAGCUUGCUUUCAGCCCAUAUCAUCAUAACAGAUGCCAGGCAGCCUUUUGGGGAUAUGAGUAUUAAGGGCUAUGAUAAUGAGCUCUUGCAUAUGGCUCAUGACCUGGCUGUUAGACUGUUACCUGCUUUUGAGAACACCAAAACAGGAAUUCCAUAUCCUCGGGUAAACUUAAGAACAGGAGUUCCUUCUGGCAGCAACAAUGAGACCUGCACUGCAGGAGCUGGAUCCUUAUUGGUGGAAUUUGGAAUUCUUAGCAGGCUUCUGGGCGAUUCCACUUUUGAAUGGGUUGCCCGCCGAGCUGUGAAAGCACUCUGGAGUCUAAGGAGCAAUGACACUGGACUAUUAGGCAAUGUUGUGAAUAUUCAAACUGGCCACUGGGUUGGAAAGCAGAGUGGUUUGGGAGCAGGAUUAGAUUCCUUCUAUGAAUAUCUUUUGAAAUCUUACAUCCUCUUUGGAGAAAAAGAAGAUCUAGAGAUGUUCAAUGACGCUUAUCAGAGUAUUCAGAACUACUUAAGGCGAGGGAGAGAAGCCUGUAAUGAAGGUGAAGGGGACCCACCACUCUAUGUUAAUGUAAAUAUGUUCAGUGGUCAGUUGAUGAACACAUGGAUUGAUUCUCUUCAAGCUUUUUUCCCUGGGCUUCAGGUUUUAAUAGGUGAUGUAGAAGAUGCUAUUUGCCUCCAUGCAUUUUAUUAUGCCAUAUGGAAACGAUAUGGAGCUCUUCCAGAGAGGUACAACUGGCAGUUACAGGCACCUGAUGUCCUCUUUUAUCCCCUAAGGCCAGAGUUAGUAGAAUCUACAUAUCUUCUUUAUCAGGCAACAAAGAAUCCUUUUUAUCUCCAUGUAGGCAUGGAUAUCCUGCAGAGUCUGGAGAAGCACACAAAAGCAAAAUGUGGCUAUGCUACUCUGCACCAUGUUAUAGAGAAGUCCAAAGAAGAUCGGAUGGAAAGCUUUUUUCUCAGUGAAACAUGUAAAUAUUUGUAUUUGCUUUUUGAUGAAGAAAACCCAGUGCACAAAUCGGGCAAUAGAUAUAUGUUUACUACAGAGGGGCAUAUAGUAUCGCUGGAUAAGCGUCUUCGUGUUUCACUGUGGCAAGAUACUUUUCCUGAAGAACAGAAGAAGACUGAAAAGCUAAAGCCAAAUGAACUUAGAGCAAUCAACUCUACUUCUAAUUGCAACAGAGUACCAGAUGAGAGGAGAUACUUGCUGCCUUUGAAGAGUAUUUACAUGAGACAGAUUGAUCAGAUGGUGGGCUUGAUCUGAACAUCUCUUCAUAUGGAGUAAUCCUUAAGGCACAAGGCAGCAUCUUGUUCUGAAAAUGAGUCUCUUGAGCCACAUAGCUUAUAGCAGGUGCAGGCAUUUCAAUAGCCUCUCAUUGUAAUGAAGGAUUCAGUUUAAAGAUGAAAAGAGGAUCCCAUGCUAGACUCCAGUUAUCACUGAAAUACAGUCGGAUGUGGCAUAUUUUGCCUAAUGUAAACUACGUUAUCGCAUGUGAAACUUUGAAGCUUGUGUUUCUGAUAAAUACGUGAUAGACUAAGGUGACCUUUUAAAAGGAUUGCAAGUAUCUUGUAUCAGAAAUGCUGUUUUGCCACAUCUCUUAAUUGCAUUCUAAAUAAGAAUGUUGGAGAGAACCUAUAUAUAUUUCUUA